GACCAUUCGUUACAAAGGCACUCACCACGCAAGGCAAAUGUAGAGAAAUAAUGUUCACAUGCAAACAUCAGAAAACGUUAAGCAGACGUAUGAGUGAUUUUCGAAUGGUCAACAAGUUUCAAAAUGGCGGAAGAGGGUCCACGUGUUUUACAGGAUUAUAACGAAAACGAUGGAUCCGAUGUAGAAAAUAAUGAGAGAAUUUCGGAAAUCUCGUCGGAAGGUGAAACUAUAGAUGAUGUUACGAAAGAAAAAAUCUCGGGAACGAAGAAGAAAAAACGUGGUAUCAUAUAUUUGUCUACAAUACCCAAAUACAUGAAUGUCACAAAAAUUCGGGAAAUAUUUUCUGCAUACGGCGAAUUAGGACGAGUAUACCUACAACUAGCAGAACAGGAAUUAAAUGAAAAGAAAAAGCUCAAGAAGAAGAAGAAAACACCUUCUAAGCAUUUCACCGAAGGUUGGGUUGAGUUUGAAAGCAAAAAGCGGGCAAAAUAUGUUGCUGCUACCUUGAACAAUACACAGAUUUCAACCAGAAAAAAAAGCAAGUUCUAUGACAUGAUGUGGAAUAUAAAGUAUCUUCCAAGAUUUAAGUGGGUUCAUCUUUGCGAGCGAUUGGCUUAUGAACGUGCUGUACAUAAGCAAAGAUUACGUGCAGAGAUCGCACAGGCUAAACGAGAAGUGAAUUUCUUCUCUUACAAUGUUGACAGGAGUAAAAAAUUACGCAAGAAACAAGAACAAGGUGAAACAACGGACUUCAAAUUACCAAAGAUAAAACAGAGAGAAACUGAUAUGGAAAUACGACGAAAGAAGAACGAACCAUUAAAUAACGACAGGACAGAAUUAUUACAAUCUUUGUAUAAGUAAUGUAAAUAACUGUUUGCUAUUAUUGAUACCUUUUAGGAGUAAAGUUUUGUAUUAUACUUGAGAUAUGUACAUAUAAUACCGAAUGUUCAUACAAAUUCUUAGCAAAUACAGUAUUGCAGUGAAAUAUAUAACAAAACUUAGAUUAGA
Molecule: messenger RNA, 1008 nt
Organism: Orussus abietinus
Lineage: Eukaryota; Metazoa; Arthropoda; Insecta; Hymenoptera; Orussidae
Product: activator of basal transcription 1
Exons: 3
Coding region: 124-861 (245 amino acids)
Biological process (GO): endonucleolytic cleavage in 5'-ETS of tricistronic rRNA transcript (SSU-rRNA, 5.8S rRNA, LSU-rRNA); endonucleolytic cleavage in ITS1 to separate SSU-rRNA from 5.8S rRNA and LSU-rRNA from tricistronic rRNA transcript (SSU-rRNA, 5.8S rRNA, LSU-rRNA); endonucleolytic cleavage to generate mature 5'-end of SSU-rRNA from (SSU-rRNA, 5.8S rRNA, LSU-rRNA)
Cellular component (GO): nucleolus
Molecular function (GO): RNA binding
Source: RefSeq, a predicted model, not a curated record